AUGUCUCAAGAUUUCCCACGUCAUCCGUUUGGCAUCGGCAAAAGUGAAAACCUUCUGUUCAUAUGGAAGCCUGAUCAUUUCUUAUUUUCUUUCCUCUUCUUUUUAACUUUCCUUUUUUCGUCUUUUUCUCGUUCUCAUUCAUUUUAUCUUUCAUCUUUCUAUUUCUUCUCUCUUUUAUUCUUUAAAACUUACAUUUUAUUUAUUAUACCUUUUAAUUCAUUUUAUUUCAUAUUUUAUUCCAUUCAUUCUUUUAUCUUUUCUUUUUUUUUUCAUUUAAUCCUUCUCUUCAUUUCAUUUAUUUCCUCCUCUUUUUUCUUUUUCUUUUUUUCUUUUAUUACUCAUGUCUUUUCACCUGCUGUGUUUCUUUCUAUUCUUUUGCAUUUUCUCUUUCUUUUUUUAUCCAUCUUUUCAUUAUUUUCUAACAUUAUUACGUUUUUCUUUUCAUUAUCCCUUCUUCCUGCAUCUCGUUCUGGCUUUCCUCUUAACGCCUCUACUUACAAUUUAGUUUGGUAUUUUACUCCUUUUCUCUUUCUAUUCAUCUUUUACAGGAUGUUUUCUCUCUUUUUCUCGAUUUAUAUUUUCUUUUUUUUUUUUCUCUAUCUCUCGCUUUCCCCUUUCAUUCUUCUAUCUCUCGCUUUCCCUUUUCAUCCUUCACUAUUUUCUUUUCUUACAUCUUCUUUUCAUCGUAUUUUUAUGAUCACUAAUUCUUCUUCUACUUCUUUUUCUCCUCCUUCUCCUUCUUUUUCUUCUGCUUUUUGUACCCUAAUUUUUACUUCAGUGACUUCAUUUCAUUUUCAAGCAUUCUUUCUCUUUUUCAUUUUCUUCUUCCUCUUCCUCUUUUGUUCGAUUUCUCACCUUUCUUUCUUUCUUUUUUUCUUUCUUUCUUUUUCUUCUCCUCCUCCUUGCCGACAUUUUAAUUUAUUGUUUCUUCAUUUAUUUCUUCUUCGCACUUAUUUUUCUUUCUGCUACUUUUUUCCAUCUUGUUAUUUCUGUCCGUUAACUUUCUUUAUAAAUGUCUUUUGUUAA
Molecule: messenger RNA, 1026 nt
Organism: Acanthosepion pharaonis
Lineage: Eukaryota; Metazoa; Mollusca; Cephalopoda; Sepiida; Sepiidae
Source: the annotation of a GenBank genome assembly